Messenger RNA from Lipotes vexillifer (Yangtze River dolphin), 834 nucleotides. It is a transcript of the gene IL2RA, whose product is annotated as interleukin 2 receptor subunit alpha. Bases 1 to 834 code for a protein of 277 amino acids. Lineage: Eukaryota; Metazoa; Chordata; Mammalia; Artiodactyla; Lipotidae. The record is from RefSeq and is a predicted model, not a curated record. The transcript is spliced from 8 exons. Gene Ontology annotation, biological process: inflammatory response. Gene Ontology annotation, molecular function: interleukin-2 receptor activity; interleukin-2 binding.
AUGGAGCCAGGCUUGCUGAUGUGGGGAUUCUUCGUAUUCAUCGUUGUACCUGGCUGCAUGACAGAUGCUUGUCUUGAAGACCCACCGAGUCUCAGAAACGCCAUGUUCAAGGUCCUCAGGUAUGAGGUGGGCACCAUGAUAAACUGUGACUGCAAGAAAGGCUUCCGCAGAAGGUCGCCCUUCAUGCGCUGCACAGGAAACUCCAGCCACUCUGCCUGGGAAAACAGAUGCCACUGCGACAGCACCUCCUCCCCUAAGACCCCAGGAAAACAAGUUACUCCUGGACUCAAAGAACAGAAUGAAGAAAAAACCACAGAAAUGCAGAGCCAAAUGCAGCCCACAGACCAAGCUAACCUUCCAGGUCACUGCAAGGAGCCUCCACCAUGGGAACAUGAACGUGAACCUUUGAAGAGAAUUUACCAUUUCAUGGCGGGGCAGACAGUUUACUACCAGUGCACUCUGGGAUUCAGGGCCCUACGGGGAGGCCCUAGCAAGAGCACCUGCAAGAUGAUCUAUGGGAACAUGAGGUGGACACAGCCCAAGCUUGAGUGCAUAAGUGAAAGGGAGAACAGUCAGUUUCCAGGUGAUGAAGAGCCUCAGGAGAGCACGGAUGCCCCCCUUGGCAGUGAAAUGUCUUUUCCCUUAACAACGAGGAUGGCAGGUACCACAGAUUUCCAAACACCCACAGAAGUGGCUGCGACCAUCGAUACGUUCAUAUUUACAACCGAGUAUCAGAUCGCAGUGGCCGGCUGCAUCCUGCUGCUCAUCAGCAUCUUCCUCCUGACCGGCCUCACCUGGCAGCAGAAAUGGAAGAAGAAUAGAAGGACGAUCUAG